Acanthopagrus latus (yellowfin seabream) is the source of this 1033-nucleotide messenger RNA. It is a transcript of the gene atp5po, whose product is annotated as ATP synthase peripheral stalk subunit OSCP. The transcript has 9 exons. Bases 255 to 884 code for a protein of 209 amino acids. Gene Ontology annotation, biological process: proton motive force-driven mitochondrial ATP synthesis. The record is from RefSeq and is a predicted model, not a curated record. Lineage: Eukaryota; Metazoa; Chordata; Actinopteri; Spariformes; Sparidae. Gene Ontology annotation, molecular function: proton-transporting ATP synthase activity, rotational mechanism.
ACUUAAAAAGUGAUAUUCCUGGUUGGGUCCGCCCUCUGCUGGAAGAAACGGCAACAGUUAGGACCAACGGUUGAACUGCAACGUCGCCAAAAAUAGAACACCACAGUGACAGACAGGACACCAAUAAAUUCCAGGAUUAGUACACCACUCAAGCGAACUACACUAAAAAAGACUACACUACCCACAGCCAGUCGCCUUCCUCUCAAAUGCACAUGCGCAGUCGCUCGUUCUACUCUGGACAGCUGUAGGAGAAAAUGGCAGCACACAUGCUAGGGCAGCAGGUCCGUCAAUUCAGCACGUCUGUGGUCAGACCUGUUUCAAAACUGGUCAAGCCUCCCAUCCAGGUUUAUGGAGUGGAGGGCCGCUAUGCCACCGCUCUGUUCUCAGCUGCCAGCAAGCAGAAGAAACUGGACCAAGUGGAGCAGGAGCUUGGAAAAGUCUCCACCCUGAUCAAGGACCCCAAGCUCGCCAGUAUUGUAAUGAAUCCCCAUGUAAAGCGCAGCAUCAAGCAGAAGACUUUUGGUGACGCUCUUACAAAGGCUAAGGUUUCACCCAUGACCAUCAACCUCAUCAAUGUUUUGGCUGAUAAUGGUCGUCUUCCCCUUACUGGUGAUGUUAUCACUGCUUUUGGCAAGAUGAUGAGUGCACACCGUGGAGAGGUCCUGUGCUCUGUCACUACUGCUCAGCCUUUGGAUGCAGCUAACCUUUCUGAGCUGAAAGUAGCUCUCAAUGGCUUCCUUCAGAAGGGUGAAACUAUCAAGCUGGAAACAAAGUCGGAUCCUUCAAUCCUGGGUGGCAUGAUCGUCAGUAUCGGAGACAAGUACGUGGACAUGUCCACCAAAACAAAGAUCCAGAAGCUGACCAAGCUCAUCAAGGAAACUUAAGUCCUAUGGACUUAAUUUUUUGCAAAAGAUUGGAGGCGACCAACGCUGAUAAAUGUAUAUUGCUACCUGUUCCAGCACUGCAGGUGCUCCAUAAAUCCAGUGUCUGUGCUUAAGUUCAUAUGGAUGUUAAUAAAAAUUACAAAAACUGA